Molecule: messenger RNA, 1777 nt
Organism: Vitis vinifera (wine grape)
Lineage: Eukaryota; Viridiplantae; Streptophyta; Magnoliopsida; Vitales; Vitaceae
Product: putative disease resistance RPP13-like protein 1
Exons: 1
Coding region: 95-1777 (560 amino acids)
Biological process (GO): defense response to other organism
Molecular function (GO): ADP binding
Source: RefSeq, a predicted model, not a curated record
AUAAUUGCUCUAUAACCAACCUUGUCUGGCUUUCUACUUGUGCUGUUCUGAUUCUGAGUCGUUUCUCUGCCUUUGAUUUCUCGUACUUGCUUCCAUGGCUUUUGUUGGAGAGGCUCUUCUGUCUUCUUUCUUUGAAACUCUGUUUCAGAGGUUGUUGUCCUCUGACCUGCUCGAUUUUGCUCGCCCAGUGCAAGUUCGUGCUGAGCUCAACAAGUGGGAGAACACCCUAAAGGAAAUUCAUGCCGUGCUGGAGGAUGCGGAGGAGAAGCAGAUGGAAAAGCAAGCGGUGAAGAAAUGGCUCGACGACCUCAGAGACUUGGCUUAUGAUGUGGAGGACAUCCUGGACGACUUGGCCACUCAAGCUUUGGGGCAGCAGUUGAUGGCGGAAACUCAACCCAGCACUAGUAAGAGUCUUAUCCCUUCUUGUCGUACUAGUUUCACUCCAAGUGCUAUUAAGUUCAAUGAUGAGAUGAGGUCCAAGAUAGAGAAUAUCACUGCCAGGUUGGAACAUAUUUCUUCACGGAAAAAUAAUCUCCUUUCAACAGAAAAAAAUUCUGGGAAAAGGUCCGCCAAACCAAGAGAAAUACUACCCACCACUUCUUUGGUGGAUGAACCUAUUGUUUAUGGAAGGGAAACAGAGAAAGCAGCCAUAGUCGACUCCUUGCUCCAUUAUCAUGGGCCAAGUGACGAUUCAGUCCGUGUCAUUGCCAUAACUGGCAUGGCAGGCGUGGGCAAAACUACUCUUGCUCAGUUUGCCUACAACCAUUAUAAAGUGAAGAGUCAUUUUGAUCUAAGAGCUUGGGUUUGUGUCUCUGAUGAGUUUGAUGUCGUGGGGGUAACCAGGACAAUUCUUCAGUCUGUUGCUACUGAUAUGUCCGAUGUCAACGAUGUCAACGAUCUCAACCAGCUUCAAGUCAAACUGAAUGAUAAACUCUCUGGAAAAAAGUUUCUUCUUGUUUUAGACGACGUUUGGAGUUGGGAUUGUAAUAAAUGGAACCUUUUAUUCAAGCCAAUGAGAACUGGAGCAAAAGGCAGCAGGAUUAUUGUCACCACUCGUGAUCAAAGGGUUGGACCAGCCGUCAGAGCCAGCUCAGAUUAUCCCCUCGAGGGGUUAUCAAAUGACGAUUGCUUAUCUUUGUUUGCCCAGCAUGCAUUUAUACAUACCAGAAACUUUGAUAAUCAUCCACACUUGAGAGCUGUCGGCGAACGAAUUGUGAAAAAGUGCAGGGGGCUACCUUUGGCUGCAAAGGCCUUAGGAGGAAUGUUGCGCACACAACUAAAUCGUGAUGCAUGGGAGGAAAUACUCGGAAGCAAGAUAUGGGAGUUACCAGAAGAGAAUAACAGUAUUCUUCCAGCUCUCAAAUUGAGUUAUCAUCAUCUUUCUUCUCAUUUGAAGCGCUGCUUCGCUUACUGCUCUAUAUUUCCAAAGGACUCCGAAUUCAAUGUGGAUGAAUUAGUCUUGCUGUGGAUGGGAGAGGGAUUCCUUCACCAGGUGAACAGAAAGAAGCAGAUGGAGGAGAUAGGCACCGCGUACUUUCAUGAAUUAUUAGCAAGGUCUUUUUUCCAACAAUCAAAUCAUCAUUCAUCACAAUUUGUGAUGCAUGAUCUUAUUCAUGAUCUUGCUCAAUUGGUUGCUGGAGACGUAUGUUUCAAUUUGGAAACAAUGACCAACAUGCUAUUUCUACAAGAGCUCGUCAUUCAUGUUUCACUCGGCAAGAAUUUGAGGUUGUUGGAAAAUUGGAAGCCUUUGACAAAGCGAAGAAUCUACGCACGUUAA